AUGUCACUCCCUACUCCUAAGCGCCAUAUGCAACAACAAAAUUUGAAUCAAGAUAUAAUCACAGAAAUGCUUAAAAGGCUGCCUAUGGAAUCUCUACUGCAAUUUAGGUGUGUUUCAAAAGUUUGGCGUGCUUUAAUAUCAUCUCCAGAAUUUGUCAAAUUGCACUUAAAUUUUCAUUCAAAAAAGGAUAUUAAGGUCAUGACAUAUAGCAGUGUAAAUCGGAUUAGCUAUAUGUCCUUGUUUUCUAUUACAGAAAACAAGCAAUCAUCAUUUCGAAAGUUUAUUACAAAUGACCGCUCGGUCUUAAUCCCUGAAGAUGGUUUUGAAUUUUUGGGUUCUUGCAAUGGGCUCUUUUGCUUUCGUGCUAAAUCGUAUCAAAUAAUGAUUUGGAACCCUUCAUUAAAUGGAAACGUCAAGACAAUCCCAGUCGUAUGGCGGUUCGGCUACAUAAGCAUAUUUGGAUUUGGAUACGACAUGCAUAAUGACGACUACAAGGUUGUUUAUGCUUAUUAUGGUGACAAUAAUGGUGAUGAUGAAUAUGUGGUUUUGGUGUAUAGUUUUAAGCUUGGGACAUGGAAAAGAUGUGAUAGAGGGUUUAGUAGUGGGUUUGUUUAUCCCAGAAUUGUUGUGUUUGUGAGUGGUAGUUGUUAG
Molecule: messenger RNA, 651 nt
Organism: Ipomoea nil (Japanese morning glory)
Lineage: Eukaryota; Viridiplantae; Streptophyta; Magnoliopsida; Solanales; Convolvulaceae
Product: F-box/kelch-repeat protein At3g23880-like
Exons: 1
Coding region: 1-651 (216 amino acids)
Molecular function (GO): protein binding
Source: RefSeq, a predicted model, not a curated record